This is a messenger RNA of Rodentolepis nana, 672 nucleotides long. The record is from the annotation of a GenBank genome assembly. Lineage: Eukaryota; Metazoa; Platyhelminthes; Cestoda; Cyclophyllidea; Hymenolepididae.
AUGUCGAAAGGAUCCCCAACAGUAAUUCCACUGCGUCUCUCAAUAGGCGAUCGUCUAACAGUUAAGUCCGCUCCUUCCCAAACGCAAAUGGCAGUCUAUGCUCAUGAUCAAAACUGGUACGCCUGGGAAACCGCUGGCUUUCAACAAGAAGCCCAUGAGACCUGCUGUGCCUGGUGGCAGCUGCGAACCCUUCGAACUCCCCUCUCCUUGGAAAUUGAGAAAUCAGGCCAACAUCGUCUGAUACUUCGAGGAAACGCUGAAGGCACUGUCCAAAUUGAGAUCCAGAGAUCUCUCUAUGAGGCUGCAGUUUGUGAUCCAGUCGUGUGUGAUGCGAUCAGAGUCAAUGCUUGUCGAGUGGACGUCUUUGAAAAACCCAGCAUUCUGGAAGUGAGAGUUGGAGAUGGAUCUGAAAAUGAUUUUGAAAUUGUUCGAGUCUGGAUGUCUUGUGAACAUAGAGGUUGGGCUAUCGCUCUGUUCUCAAGUUCAAUUCCACUGUUCGUUAUGGUUUGCAUCUGUCUAAGUUUCUGGUGCAAUAGCAGACAACAACAACUGAGAAGUUCAUUGAGGAGUAUGGCCAGUCCAGUUUACACUUAUCCUAGAGUUCAAAGUUCAAACAGUGUUCUUGGCGGCAUGAGUGUUGGUGGCGGUAAACAAGAUGUUGACUUUGUAUAG